Messenger RNA from Panicum virgatum (switchgrass), 1103 nucleotides. RefSeq names its product RING-H2 finger protein ATL80-like. The record is from RefSeq and is a predicted model, not a curated record. The transcript has a single exon. The coding region runs from base 473 to 1003 and encodes 176 amino acids. Lineage: Eukaryota; Viridiplantae; Streptophyta; Magnoliopsida; Poales; Poaceae.
AUAGUUGCACGAAGGGAGCAGAGAAGUCAGACAAUGAGCUGAAAAGUCAUCGGUAGUGGCACUCGAGUUAUGAUCAUUAUGGGUGAUGCUUGUGGAGGAUUACGGUCAUUAUGGUUGAUGCUAGUGGAGGAUGAUGGGGAUGAUACAUGGACGGAUGGAUUUUAGAGAACACCGAUGAUCUGACGGUAAUGAAAGUAGAAGUGACGUGGCUUAGCAUGGUUGCAGAUAAAUGGGAGUAAAUGAUCUUUAGUGGGUUGUCUAUAUAGGUUAGAUAGAUAGAUAGAUAGAUAAUAUAUAUCUAGGUACGUAGUAAAAAAUUAUGCAUCUAGAAAAGUCAAAACGAAUCAUUUGGGACUACUAAUCUGGGACCGAGGGAGCAGUAUACUGUAGCCACCUCUAUAAAUUAAAAGCAGCUGCAGCUGCUCACCCCCAGGGGCAGCACAAGGCAGGAAGCGAGUUUGUUGGGUUGAGCAUGCGCGCUCCGGCGAAGAGCCUCCCCCGCUCCCGCUCAGCCGGCAACGGCCCAUCUCCAUCUCCAUCUCCUCCUCCCCUGCUUGGUGAUGGUCAUGCAGAUGCAGCAGGGGACUCGGACACGGUGGUGAUCCUGGCGUCUCUCCUCUGCGCCCUCAUCUGCGUGGCCGGGCUUGCCCUCGUCGCGCGGUGCACCUGCCGCAGACGCAGCAGCAGUGGCGGGGCCGGCGGCGGCGGCGGCAACCCAAGCGCCGCGGAGGCGCGGGCACCGAGGGGGCUGAAGAAGGCGGCAAUCGAGACGCUGCCCACGGUGUCGUUGCAAGCAGCCUCAGCAGCAGGAGAGGAGAGGGAGUGCGCCAUCUGCCUGGUGGUGCUGGCCGAGGGAGACGAGCUCCGGCUGCUGCCGGUCUGCGGCCACGGCUUCCAUGCGGCCUGCAUCGAUACCUGGCUGGGCGCCCACGCCAGCUGCCCCUCCUGCCGUGCCGCCGUCCUCACCUGCCGGAGGUGCGGGGCGGCCGCGGCCGCAACCUAGCCAGAUAUGUAUCUGUUCAAGUGCUAAUCUCAUCAUCUACUACAGUAGUAUACAUAAUCAAUGAACCGUCACAGUCAGAAAGGCAGCAUUUGGGACGGCA